Spirodela intermedia is the source of this 5135-nucleotide messenger RNA. The record is from the annotation of a GenBank genome assembly. NCBI's taxonomy places the organism in Eukaryota, Viridiplantae, Streptophyta, Magnoliopsida, Alismatales, Araceae.
AUGCCGGCCCAGCUCCUGCGCCUUCGCCUGCUUGGUAGUCCGUCGAGGCUUCUAGGUUCUCCCCGCGGCAUAUCGGUUCUGGGGAGGGCAUUCCCCUUCAAGCUCAAGUACUCCGGAUUCCACCAAGGGCAGCCGCUCCUCCCUUCUGAGAAGAGCCUCGGCGAAGCUGGAAUGCGAGCCUUCUCCUCCGGUUGCUCUGUUGGCCGGAGAGCCGGCGGGGGGCGGGACAGUCGCAGGGGGGGGUUCCGGGCGGGGAGCAUCUCGGCGCAGGCGAAGAGUCUCGUGGACGAUGAAGCUGAGCUCAGCGACUGGAUCAGCGAUUUGAAGACUGAUUCGUUCCGCGUUGGGAGGAGCAGCGAUAGCGACGAUGGAAGGGACUUCGCCGGUGGCGGCAGAUCGAAGCGCAGGGAGACGGGUGGUAGGGGAAGGGAUGGGGGUGGUGGGAGGGUUGGGGGUAGGAGGGAUUCAUUCCGUGGCGGGUUCAGCAGUGGGAGUGACGAGGGAGGCGACUACAGCCGCGGCAGGUCCAAUGACGGAGGGAGAGGUUGGGGCAGAGAAGGGAACAGGGGCAGGGGAAGGGGUCGAGGAGAUGCAUUUCGUGGCCGGCUCAGCAAUGGGAGGGAGGUAGCAGGUGAGUACAGUCGCAGCAGGUCGAACACCAGGGAGAUACUGGGGGAUAGAGAUGGGGAAAGGGGCGGGAGGGAUGGAAGAGGAAUGGAGAGGGGCUCACCCCUGUCUCGCCGUAGCUCCGGCAGACCUCCGAUGAGAGGGCGAGACAGCGGACCCAGGAACUUCAACUCCAGCUUCGAGAGGAGGCAGAGUCGCGACUCGAUGGGAUCGAAAUCGAGGAUAAUUGCAGCCGACAGCGAGUCCGAGGAGGAAGAAGAUGAGGUGGAUUUCGACAGUCGCAAGAGAAACCGUGGUGGGACCAGAGGUAUGCUAUCUUCGUCUUCCUUGACAAAGAGAGGAAAACAAGAUUUCAACUCCAGUCGCUUACCUAGUGAUGGUAGGAUAUCAUUGCCUGAGAUCUCAGAGGAUGAGGAAGAUGAUCUUGACGACGAAGCUGUGCCCGGUUUAGAAGAUUUCUUCCCUACCAGAGAUGAGGACAUAGAAGAGGCACCCGUGCAAGCUGGACACAAGGGACUGGGUUUCUCUCAGCAUAGGGAAAAUGCUCCGCCCAAGCCAAUCAGCUCUGAGGAAUGUGAUUCUUACCUGACUGAUACAAGGUGAUUUCUUUUGAGAAUAACUAUUCAUAUGCCAUGAGAUGAAGAAUUAUCUUCUAUUACAUUGCUGUCUUAACUCUGACAUUAUCUUCUUUCACGGUUCAUCUUUCUGCAAAAGAAGCUGAGAAUUACAUGUAGUGGUUAUGAACUACUGUGCUGGUACCCCUAUUGAAGGAGAAAUUGGUACCUCAAUCUACCAGUGAUUACAGGUGCAACAGAAAAAAAAAUCAUAUUUUUGGACAGAUUGAGGGCUUCUAUGAUCAGCAAUUUCGCGACUCCAGGUUUACAUGGAUGAAUUUCCUCCAGAGGCAGGGGUGUGUUGGCAAAUAACAUAUGGGGACUCCUCAGGUUAUAGUAGCGACUGAGUUACAAAGUAUAUCGUUGAAGUAAUCCAAGAAGUGAACCCUGUGGAAUGACGGGGAAGGGGUGAAUGCUUGAAGUAACUAACUUAACUUAAGCCCUGCUUGAUCCUUCUAAUCUUGCUCAGAGGACUCAAUUAGUCAGAACCUAUCAGAACAUACUUUUGCAUGCUGAUCCUUGAUUGCGACUAACAUCAAAGCUCUGGCUGUAGUAUCCACGUCUAUGCAUCCUAUGGCCUUUAUGAUUUCUUGAACACUUUGUUUGUCAGAUUAAUCCGCAGUUUAUGUAUUCUUUUAUGUUCAGUGAGAACUACGAACAGCACUGAGAUAAUUUUUUCUUUUUCUCCCCGUUUUCUAGCUCUUCCCACUGACAUUCUCACCGACUUUAAUAUUCAGGUUUGAUCAGUGUUCUAUCUCUCCCUUGUCCCUGAAAGGAACAAAAGCAGCAGGCUAUGAGAGGAUGACUGUGGUCCAGGAGGCUACUCUUCCGGAUAUCCUCAAAGGUUCGUGUUCUAGAAUACAUACUGCAGAUGUUAAACCCAAAUGAACGAGGUUUUAUCAGCUUUACAAGUUUCCUUGUGCUAAUAUGUGUCAUUGAAAGGGUUUUAUUGGCUACAAUAGAUAGCUUAAGUUUGGUACCAUAUCAUAGAAAUUUCCACAAGGGAAACAUAUAUUCUUGGUUAGCAAAAAAAGUCAUUUUUUUGUGACACAACCAUUAUCAAUGAGAAGGAAACAGCUUGGAGCGUCUCUCAGGUAGCUUUACCCAGCCAACAAAGCUUGAAGUGCUUUAUUUAACGACUGCUUUGCUUGUCUGCCAUGACAAGGGAGGAACUCGCAUGUUACAAUAGUCCUCUAGCCUGCUCCAGUAGCUGGCACGAACAUACAGUCUUAGCAUCAUGUGAAAAAAAAAAUCCACCCUCUUCUCUGAUACCUAAGUUUCUUGAAAAUUUUGUAGUCGUCAUUGAAAUGAGAAACAUCCACGAAUUACUCCAUCACUGCUGCUUUAGUUGAUUGAUUGUAAUGCAAUGGCACAGACGUAGAUUUCUUCCUUCCUAGUUGUCUUCUCGGACCCAUUAACCAGGAGAUGAUUAAUGAUUCCUUCCACCUGUCGGAUUUCAGGGAAAGAUGUCCUGGCCAAGGCUAAGACAGGGACUGGAAAGACUGUGGCGUUCUUGGUAAAUAAAUUUCCUUGAUUUUCUUGGAUCCCUGCUCAACUUCUAUCCACAAUUGGGCUGCUGUAUUUUCUGAUUAACGUAAAUUUCCAGCUUCCAUCAAUUGAAGUGGUCACUAAGCUGCCCCAAGCGGACCGCGAUCAGAGGAGGCAGCCCAUCAGUGUGCUUGUCGUGUGCCCUACCCGAGAGCUGGCCAACCAAGCGGCCAUGGAAGCUGGCAAGCUUCUAAAGUUUCAUUCAUCCAUAGGGGUCCAAGUUGUAACUGGGGGUACAAGACUAGCCCUGGAGCAGAAGCGCAUGCAAGCCAAUCCUUGUCAGGUGGAAGCCUCAUCUAAACAAGCCUGAUAACAUCAUUGCGUCUGAUUUAUUUCUUUAAUCAGCAAUGAGAAAGCAGACAUUUAAGCUCUGUCGCAUGGGUACCAUGCUGGAGUAAUUGGUCCAUGCAACCUAUUACAGGUUUAUUUCUUAGAAUAACCUAUAUAGGAUUUUAUUUAUUUAUUAUUUUCAAAUUUUUUUCAGAUCCUCGUAGCGACCCCUGGAAGGCUGAGAGAUCACAUUGAGAACACGCCAGGGUUUGCCACACGGUUGAUGGGUGUCAAAGUCCUUGUCCUUGAUGAGGCCGACCAUUUACUAGACAUGGGGUUCCGGAAGGAUAUUGAGCGAAUUGUUGCUGCAGUGCCCAAGCAACGGCAGACACUUCUCUUUUCUGCGACAGUCCCUGAUGAGGUAGGGUUUCCCUUCAAAGCUCUGAUAAUAUCUUGUUUGCCCUUGAGGGUUGACCUUGAGGUUUGACCUUGGCGCCUGUGCUUUCUCCUUGAAUGGCCCUGGCGGGUCUGAGCUCUGAUCCGGAUUUAAAUGAGCAGGUUCGUCAGAUCUGCCACAUUGCCUUGAGAAGAGACCACGAAUUUAUUAACACCGUUGAAGAGGGUGAGGAGACACACUCACAGGUAGGAUUCUUUUCUCAAUUCUUCUUCUAACAAGCCAUUCCGUCACCUCCUCACCGGCCGUCUCCCCCUAAAUAUGGCAAAGUUGCUGGUUUGACCAGGUCAGCCAGCUGGUGCUAGUUGCUCCUCUAGACAAGCAGUUCUCCACGAUCUAUGGCCUUUUGACUGAUCAUAUCUCAGACAACGUUGACUACAAGGUACGCCUCCAUCUCCUCUCCUUUGAAGUUCCCUCGCUUGCUUCUCGGGAUCAUUAUUUCAACUGGGACGGUUUCAGGUCCUCGUGUUUUGCACGACUGCGAUGGUCACAAAACUCGUCGCCGACCUCCUCUCCGAGCUGCAUCUGAACGUUCGAGAGAUGCACUCAAGGAAGCCGCAGAGCUACAGAACCAGGGUCUCUGACGAAUUCAGGAAGUCAAAGGGUCUCAUCCUCGUGACGUCCGAUGUAUCUGCACGUGGGGUGGAUUACCCGGACGUUACUCUCGUCAUACAGGUAUUGUAGAAAUAUUACCAUCCAAGAAACUUCAAGAAUUCUCUGGAAUAUGCAGUUUGAACAGUCGUGUCCUGGAACGUGUUUAGAAGUCAGCUCCUCAUUGUAAAGAUGCGUUGCUCCAAGGUCUAGAAGUCAGCUCGUGGGUCAACUCCUCUCACAGCCAGUUGGUUUUGGCAGGGUUCAUGGUUUUAAUCUGUUUUAAUCUCUCCCAAGGACGUGGUUACUUACCUACAUGGGCUCAUUAUCAAAUGAUCUUAACAGAAAAGGGAGGGGGUGGGUUGAUCCGACGUUGAUGUAGAUAUUCGGUUUGUUCACUGACACUUUUGGCUGUGUUUCAGGUGGGUAUGCCCUCAGACAGAGAGCAGUACAUUCAUCGACUGGGUAGAACUGGCCGUAAGGGUAAGCAAGGGGAGGGAAUACUGCUUCUGGCUCCGUGGGAGGAGUUCUUCGUGUCAAGCAUCAAAGAUUUGCCUGUGUCGAAGGCUCCAGUUCCUCUGAUAGACCCAGAGACUAGAAAGAAGGUAAGCUCAUUCAAGAACCAAGCUUGUCUAAUUGCUGGGUCCAAGGCCUUCUUGCAUUCCCUCGUGGCACAGUUGCAUCUGGCUCUUGUGGGCGCGUGAUUCCAACUCGGCCAAGGGGUUCCUCACUUCUUCCCAAGAAGGAGGGAGGGAGAUUUCGUAGAGAUAGUUGACUAACUCUCCUCCUUGUUCUUCAAACAGGUGGAGCGUGCGCUGGCCCACGUGGAAAUGAAGAACAAGGAGUCAGCGUACCAGGCAUGGCUUGGCUAUUACAACUCGAACAAGGUCAUCGGCCGAGACAAGGCUCGGCUGGUGGCCCUCGCCAACGAGUUCAGCAGUAGCAUGGGGCUCGACAACCCGCCCGCCCUGUCGAAGCUCGUGCUCGGCAAGAUGGGCCUCAGGAAUGUGCCCGGCCUGCGCUCCAAGUAG